Molecule: messenger RNA, 2865 nt
Organism: Penicillium antarcticum
Lineage: Eukaryota; Fungi; Ascomycota; Eurotiomycetes; Eurotiales; Aspergillaceae
Exons: 2
Coding region: 1-2865 (954 amino acids)
Molecular function (GO): microtubule binding
Source: RefSeq, a predicted model, not a curated record
AUGCCUCCAAUGAGGGAUUUCGAUGAGGAUUCGUUCUCUCUGACCAAUAUCGAACACGAAAUUAUGGGCACAUCAACACGUCGUGUCGACGAGCCCGAACUUGACUACGAUAUCCACACUUCAACCCUCGACCAAGCCUUCCCUGAUUUCUCCCAAAUACAGACCUCCGAAGAAGAACAGGAUGAGCCUUCAGUGAGCGACAUCGAAAUGUCCGUGGAAUUGGGACGCGGUGCUGGCAAGGCGGGACGCGACGACUCGCGAAGCUCUGUGAUGAGCUUCGAAAACAGUGUCCGUUCUUCUUCACCUGCAAUUCGGGUCGAAUACCCAACUCCACAAAAGCCCACUACGCGCCCACAGCGUCGAGCCGUCAGUGAAAAUCUUCGAAAGAACGCCCAAGUGCGGCGCGCGACCCAAGCACAGAAGGAAACCAUGAGUCCGCAAGUAUCAAAGUCCCAGCGCGACCAGCGUCGAACAUUUUCCGACAUGCACGCCAAAGUGCGCGAUAACUACGACGGCUCUUUCUUGGGAGAUGAACGUCCAGCCCCAGUUUCAACAAAGACGCGCUCGACGCGCUUCGGAAAUGCCAACACCUCGCAAGAUAUUGCAGACGCUGUUGAGCGAGCUUCGCGUGAUGCCUACGCCAAGGAAUUGCGCAAGUCUACUUCAGGCACUCCUCGCAAGGCCAGUGCCAAUCCAGCCAACAACAAUACUAUUGGUGAUACCAUGACCCACCAAUCAUUCCUUCUCCCCGACCUCCCUAAUAUCUCCGAACUUGUGUCUGGUGUGUACGAAGAUGGCACACCUGUCUACAACCGACAAGGCAAGAUGCGUUCUACUCGGUUUGUUUCACCACUGCAAGAUAACACCGAAAUGUCUCUGCCCCAUGAUCACUUCCCGCUGGACGCAGUACCUGUUCCUGAAGAUGAGAAGGCCUUGUUCGUUUCAUUGAGGCUGCUCCAGGACAAAGUGGCAGAGUUGAACAUGUGGAAGUCCGACGCAGAAAGGCGAAUGGAAAACUAUCGUCAGGAGAACGCCUCCCUAAAAUCGAGCAAACAUCGUCACUCAGUCAAGUAUGAUUCAGAAGACAAUGAGCACAAGAAGGGAUCUAAACGUUUGGCGAAUGAGAAUCAGAAAUUGGAAGCAAGCAACCUUGAAUUACAAAACCAGCUGGACAUUGCAGAUCGAAAGGCUCAGGUUCAGGAGUCCGCCAUUAAGCGUCUUAAUCACGACCGAGAGUCAGCCAUCUCCCAACUUGGUGCAGCUUAUCUCGAAAACCGAGAACUCAAGGCCGACAAUGAGGAAUUAAGACAAGAGAACGCGGAUCUCAAAUCCCAACUUCCUCGGUCCUCCCACCGCAAGAGCCGCGAGCAGGACACCCUCGAAUCUGAGGCUAGCUCAACUGUAUCUGAUGCCGACGAUAGCCAGUUGUAUACCGAGCGCAGCGCCGACAUGAGUCGCAGCACUAAGGACCUCACAUCGAAGAGCACCCGCUCUCACACUAAGAGCAGACGCCACGAUGAUUCGCGUUCGAAGGUUUCUAACCAGGUGGAUAAGGAAAUUCAUCGUCUUGAAAAGGAACGCGCCGAUGAGGCUCUUUUCUCCCUCGAGGUGCCCAACCCAAGACGCACCUCGAGUUCAAAAUCCUCGAAGCCCGCGACUCGUACAGUUGAAUCAAAGAGCUCCCGGAAGCAGCCCAACACUAGCAAACAACGUGUGAAGCGAGUCGUGGUGGAGGAUGUGAGCUCGCCAGUUGAGGCGACUGAGCAGACAAAGGAGUCUUCUGAUGUGGAUGUUACCUUCUUGAGUUUGAUUGAUGAACAUGAAAUUGCUCGUCUACGCAAGACCCUGGAAGAGGAGAGAUUGUUGCGUAAACAGCGCCGCCCAAGUAUUCCCAAGGAAAGCAACCCCACAGAGACCGUCAACUCAACCAGGCAGAGCAUUUUGAAAGCUCCUGCUCCUCGCAAAUCAUCGAUUCGCGAAAGCAAGCCGAUGACCCCUCGCCCAGCAUCCGCUGCCGGUGAUAUCACCACCGGUUCAAGAGUAACCACCGAUGGAGAGUCUAGUCUUACUGUUCCAAUUGCAGAGCGUUCCAGGCGUCACUCAGACAACUCCUUGCCUGCAACCACCCCGCUCAAGAAGCAGCGACCUGCUCCUGACAUGACCUCCGCUUUCAUUCUUCCUGAUAUUACACUCCACCAGGCAGACUUGGCGGCUAACGACCCAUCCAAGCUGCCCCAAGCCACCCAGAAAGCAUUGGACAGCAUUGCCCAACACAACGGCAAGAACUGUACUGUCUGCCAUGGCCGCUCGAAUGAUGAUGAAUGCAACCACGAGCCGGUCAAGAUCCCCAAGCCUGUUCCAGCUUCGGAGCGCAUGCCCAAGCCCUCAGUAUACAACGAGGAGCCUACCAUGCGCCCUUCGCAACCACCCGCCGUCGCCCUUGCCACCGUCCUGAAGAGCCUGGAAGACGAGCUCUCUCACCUGAAGAUGCAACUGGCCACCUACCAGAGCGCCUUCAACAAGCUGGACGCAUCCCUCGGCAAGCGCCCACGCAAGGCCCUCCUCGAAAAGAUCGACAAGCUCCUCAAGGACAUCGACAUGAAGUCCGACCAGAUCUACGCCCUGUACGAUGUCCUCGAAGGACAAAAGCAAGACGGCCAUGAAAUGACCGAGCAAGAAAUGGAGAUGACCCUCGAAUCCAUUGGAAUUGAUUUCGGUGCAUCCCAAGCACCAGAUAUUACAGGUACCACUGACAAGUCUUCCCGUCACACUGAUCAGAUUGAUCUAGAUGAUGAGGAUUUGCCUUGGGAGGGUAUUGAGAGUACUACUGAGAUGACUGGACAUCUCUCUAUUCGCGGUCACUAA